UUCUCAAAUGGCUAGUGAAGAAACAUCAAGUACUCAUAAAUACGUUCAUAAUUUUUGAAGUGCAAUUCAAACAAGAUGUAUGUUAAAGUGGAUUGUUAAGAAUAAUCUAUAGUUGGUAAAGUAAAAGCAAUUUAUCUUUCAUCUUUAUUGUACCUAGAAAGAAGGGAAUAGCAUUGUCAGUAAGUAAGAAUGUUGUAUAUAAGAAGAAUUAAUUUUGAUUCUCUACGAAACUGGACAUCCUGGUAGCAGGAGGAACUUACAGAUUGUGCAGAAACAGAUUUUAAUAUCCAUAACAUUUGGUUUCAUUAUAAUGUGCAGAUUUCAGGCCUUCACGUUCUUCCUUCUUCUGCAACUGAAGCUUCCCAAAGCAGAAGGCAAAUGUAUCUUUUUAGAGGUCCAGCAGCGCUGCACUUGUUCACUUCUAAAUCAGUCAGAAAUAAACAAUAUUGGUGUAUGCUUUUUAGCUGCUGAGUAUGAACUCAAAGGAGGAAACCUGGAACAAUUUGCAGACUUUUCUGAAAUGAAGCCAACUCCAAAACUAAUUAACAUCCUGCAAGCUCUGCAGGUAAGAAAGCUCAUCUUUACUGACCUCUUUGUGCCGGAAGUUCUGUUACCAGGUGCCCUGGAAUUUAUUUCCUAUACAAGUCUUGUUUCAGAACUUGAAUUUAUUAAUUGCACUUUCCUUAGACUUGUACACUGGCAAUAUAUAAGGCCCUUGAAUCUAAAAGUUACCUCUCUGCGUUUCCACAAAGUGAUUGCUGCCCCUCUGGAUGAAAGAUUUGAUAUAUCCAGUCUGAAGAGAUGGCUGGAGACCCUGGAGAAUCUGACACUGACAGAGUCACAAAUUACAUCUAUUCCUUGUAAGAUUGGCAGAACAUUCAGAGCAUUACGUUUUUUGGAUAUUUCAGGAAACCAUUUUCAGGAUCAAAGCAUAAACUCAACAUUCUGCAAAGGUGCUUUCCCACAGCUCCAAGUAUUAAAACUAAGUCACAAUAAUUUGACUUCUUAUGAGACUUUGUGCAAGACUCUUAGUAAUUUUGAUGUGCUUACUCUCUUAGAUUUGAGUCAGAAUGACUUCUUGCCUGGAGCCUUCCCUUUCCACUGUAUGUGGCCACAAUCACUUCAGAUUUUUAAUUUGUCUAACACGGGAUUAGAACACAUGGAUAGAUUACUGCUUCCCAACAUUAAAGUAUUAGAUCUGAGUGCCAAUAACAUCUUUACUCUAGAUGUCUCACAUUCUUCUUUGAAAGAGCUGUAUUUGUCCAAUAAUAGAUUACAGACAUUCCCAUCAGUCCAUCAGCUUCCUAAUCUGGAGGUCCUGAAUUUAGAUAGAAACUGCAUGUCAAGGUUACAGAGCAAGGAUGUAUUGUAUCUGAAACAUUUACAGAGCUUAAAGGCUGGCCACAAUCUGUAUAACUGUUCUUGUACUUACUAUAUCAGGGAAAUCAAAGAAUUAGCAGCUAAAGAAUCAUUGCUGCUUGAUUGGCCUCAGAAUUAUGUAUGUGACUCCCCUCCCGUUUAUCAGGGCUACCUGGUAAGAGAUGUGCCUCUAUCACUACUACAGUGCAACAAGACUCUGAUCAGUCAAGGCUCAGUAGUCAGUCUAUUGAUGUGUCUUUCCCUUGUUCUUCAUUUGCUUCUAGCAUAGCUAUGAGAAUGCUAAUUGAAGUGCUUGUAUUCAAAAUCCAGUUUAAUGUCAUGUAAAUUGAAGAGCUGGAUUUAUUCCUAUUUUUCACAAAUCAUAACAAUAGAGAAUGGUAAAGAGCAGCAUGUUUAUUUGAAAAUAUUACAUGUUGACAUUUGUUUGUCAUCAAGAUUCACCAGCUUCACUACCAGUCAUUCUCCUCAAAGUCAUAUGGGGUGUUUGAAUGGAUGGUUGGAACUCACAACCCUUUUGUCAAAGAAUGGAAUAGUACUUUACAUUUCAACAUGGUGAAGUAACUUCCAAGAGGUUAAAGUGAAAUAUAAAAGUUUGUGUGUUGGGGCGGAGGAAACACACACAGAAUAAAGUGGGUUGGAAUUCUCACAAUGAACCUCCCCAUCCCUCUGGUGAUCUGUUGCCUAUCAGUCAGGUCACUUUUAACACAGGAAAAUAUUCAAAGGAUUGGGGUGCAUAUUUUCAAGAACAUUUUAAAAACAGUUUUCACAUGUACAGUACAAUAUUAUUUUAUAGUUGACUUAUAAGCAGUUGGUAAUGUGGAAGCAACUCAAUUAAUAUAUUGUAAAAUCAAGUAAGACGGCCCCAUAUUCCAAUUAAUACCCUGAAGUUACCAAUGUAGGUGUUUCACGAGACACUAUUCAGUAGAAAUGUGACAUAAAGAACCGGCGGGGGAAAGACCGGCCAUAACAAUAUGGCCUGCUACUAAGCUGUUGACAGCCGAAGUCAAAAUCACCACCAAGCAUCUUUAAAGUAACGUGGAUGAAACUGGGUGAGAUCUGAUCCUCUCUUUAAGACUUUAAGUAUUUUUUCCUGUAAAAGCUGCCCCAAGUAUUUUUCCCCCUGUGAGGAGAAAGGGAAGGGAAUUUCUACCCCACUCUCUAAGAAAAGCAGCGACUAACUACCCAGGGGAAACAAGCAACUAUAAGAACAAUUUUAAUCUAAUUGGAUGUAUAUGCUUUUGAAACUUGGGGUCUAAAAGUGUUCCUUUUCUUACUGGAGACAUUUGUUUUUAUCUAAAAAAGAAAUAAGAUUUGAAAAACUAUCAUAAAAAUUUUGGAUUUAAAAAGCUUUAAAUGGAGUCCGUGAUAUCUUGUGGCAAAGUAUCGUAUUACAAUUUGUUAUUGCCUAAAAGAGACUUGGCUUGAAGCCCAGACUCCAGAAAAAAAAAUUCCUUGACCCAGACAGUUACCAUCUGUGAAAAAUCCAGUUGCAAAGAAGGAACUUCUUGGCGGCAUAUCUGGCCUGUUUGAACUAUGAAUGUAAAUUUUUACUGACUUUCAGAGCUAUACUUGGGGAAUUGCUUUCCUAUUUCUUUACAUGAGAAGCAUAUGAUAUUAUAUGAGAUGAUGGAAUACCUUGGACUAUAAACUCUUACUUGACAAACAAUUUCUACUGUAAAGACCACCUAUUACAUGUGAAAUAGAUGUCCCAUACCUAGCUAUAAAAAAACAAAAAACUGUUUUAAACAUUUGAUUCUAAAGUCUUCAACUUAACAUAUUAUCAAGAGAAUAUGGAUGAAGAUCAGGAAAAA
Messenger RNA from Crotalus tigris (Tiger rattlesnake), 3191 nucleotides. It is a transcript of the gene CD14, whose product is annotated as CD14 molecule. Bases 311 to 1648 code for a protein of 445 amino acids. Gene Ontology annotation, cellular component: membrane raft; external side of plasma membrane; lipopolysaccharide receptor complex. The transcript has 2 exons. Gene Ontology annotation, molecular function: lipopolysaccharide binding; protein binding. NCBI's taxonomy places the organism in Eukaryota, Metazoa, Chordata, Lepidosauria, Squamata, Viperidae. Gene Ontology annotation, biological process: lipopolysaccharide-mediated signaling pathway; inflammatory response; positive regulation of type II interferon production. The record is from RefSeq and is a predicted model, not a curated record.